AUUAUCGCAGUUCACGGUAUUGAAACCACCUCUCCAAAAACGUGGACCGCAUAUGAGCGGGACACAGAACCAAAGGGCCGUUCCUUCUACUGGCUGAAGGAUGCCGACAUGUUACCUUCAGUCAUUAAGAGGGCUCGAAUUUGGGUCUUUGACUACAACUCAAACUAUUCGCAUAAUGCGCAGACAGUGCGGAUUGAUGGUCUUGCCGCGACCUUGUUAAAUUGUAUCAAGGACAGGCACGAUGAUUUUGAGUCGAGAAAAUUUGUCUUUAUUGGAUCAUGCUUUGGUGGUAUUGUGGUUGCUGAGGUAAUAAUAUCCAGACGCGGGCUGCCAAAUCAAUUCUAA
Molecule: messenger RNA, 345 nt
Organism: Hyaloscypha bicolor E
Lineage: Eukaryota; Fungi; Ascomycota; Leotiomycetes; Helotiales; Hyaloscyphaceae
Exons: 1
Source: RefSeq, a predicted model, not a curated record